Molecule: messenger RNA, 4655 nt
Organism: Pangasianodon hypophthalmus (striped catfish)
Lineage: Eukaryota; Metazoa; Chordata; Actinopteri; Siluriformes; Pangasiidae
Gene: prune2
Product: prune homolog 2 with BCH domain
Exons: 12
Coding region: 597-1637 (346 amino acids)
Biological process (GO): apoptotic process
Cellular component (GO): cytoplasm
Source: RefSeq, a predicted model, not a curated record
AGAUUUACCACAUUAAAAAUCUAAAAGGUUAGAUUUACAAAAUGGAAAUCAUGUGGUGUAAUAUCCCACAGCUUAAGCGCCAUGUGGAUUUCAAGCUCAGUGGUGCAGCACAAAUGUGAUCUCUUUAUUCCUAGGAUCAGCUGUGUGAUCACACUCUCCCCCCCUCUACCUCUUUCUUCUUCUAGCUUCCUUAUUCAGGCUUUUUCUCUUUUCACCUGCGCAGUCAGACUCAGGCUCAGUGCUCCUCCCUUAUUUACACAAAUCGCCUUGAUUCCUUUCCACCUGUCCUCUUUUAGCUGCACGCUGACGCUCUGUGCUGUUAGAGCUACACUCAUUCUUCUGCGCCAGCCUCAGAGAGCAGCCUCAGGCUCUUAUUUAGUGCUGGAGAGGGUCACAUGACUACAAAAUGGUGGAGGCUGUCGGUGGGUGAGCCGAGCAUCUCUGUAGCUGCACAGAAGAGCGGAGAGAAACGCAGAAACCUCUCACACACACUCAUGAUCUCUGAAACCUGGAGCAGGAGCAAGGGAGAUUGAAAGGAAAGGAGAAGUGUGUAUCAGCAGUGAUCCCCCUCUGCCCUGCCCCCCGGUGAUGAGGGGAUGGAGCAGCCUCCUGAACACAAGAUGAGCUCUGAGGGGGCAGAAGGCCGACCAGCUCCUCCCACUACUCUGCCACUGAAAGGUGAUGGAGGCGGAUCUCAACGGAAAAAGCUCUCAGCCCCUCGGAUCAGCCUCUCGCUGGAUCAAAGUGAAGACGACCUGUUCGACACGCCUGAUGACCUGGACAUUAAUGUGGACGAUUUGGACACACCUGACGAAGCUGACGUCCUGGACUACACUGAUCACGAGUUGGACUGGGAAGAGCCCCAGGAAUCCCAGAGAGGUCCAGUGAAGGAGGAGACUGAACCCAUCCCUACAUACAGCGCCGAGGAGGAGAGACAGGACUCCAAACUCUGGAGGACUGUCAUCAUCGGGGAACAGGAGCACCGCAUCAAUAUGAAGUGCAUUGAACCCUACCAAAAAGUCAUCUCCCAUGGAGGCUACUAUGGAAAUGGUGCGAAUGCCAUUAUUGUGUUUGCUGCUUGCUUCCUUCCGGACAGCGAUAGUGAGGACUACCAUGAAAUAAUGGAGAACCUCUUUCUGUAUGUGAUCAGCACGUUGGAGCUGAUGGUAGCAGAGGACUACAUGAUCGUCUACCUGAAUGGGGCCACUCCUCACAGGAGGACGCCUGGCCUCGGCUGGCUGAAGAGGUGCUACCAGAUGAUCGACAGGAGGCUUCGAAAGAACCUGAAAUCCUUUAUUAUUGUUCAUCCUUCCUGGUUUAUCAGGACUAUCCUAGCCAUCACCAGACCCUUUAUUAGCUCAAAGUUCAGCAGUAAGAUUAAGUAUGUGAACAGUUUAGCAGAGCUGGAAGAGCUCAUCCCUAUGGAGUAUGUCCAUAUUCCUGAGUGCAUCAUCAAAACAUGUCGAGAUGGGAGGGUGGGCUGUGGGCAAGAAGAUCGAAAAGCUGCACUGAGGAUGCAAAAAAAGAGACUCGAUGAGGAGCUACAGGAAGCAGGAGAGAACUCAAAAAUCAACAGCUUUCUCCAGGGACCUGAUGUACCACAACCUACAGCUCAACCCAGUGCAAGCAGCUCCUAAACCAAUGAAGCAAUGAAGGAAUGCAUGGCCAGUGUGUGUAUAAUAAGAGAUCAUGGGAAUAUUUGAAAGCUGUAUUCUACACACUCAAUAUCCACUGCCCAAACACACUUCCUCACACACAUCAGCUCAUUAGAAAGCUCAUUAGAAUGUACUACUGUUCUCAUGAAUUGGUUUCCAGCAUAGACCAGUUACAGCCAUGCAUCAUCUCUCAGACAGGCUAGAGAUUUCAGAAAUCACUUUUAUCUUUACAGCUUCUCGCAAUAUGCCUUCCUUUUCUUUACCUUUAGAUAUGCAUGAGAAGCAAUAAUAUCAUGUUGGACAUCUCACUCCAUACAUACACAAAAUCAUGUAGCCUUCAUAAAAUAAAAACAACACCUCAUCCUCAGUAUUUUCACUCAGUUUUGCUUUGAGAUCAUGAAGUUCUCCAUUGGAUUUAUUUUUAAGCAUACAUGCUUAAAUAGUCUCUUACCUCGUUGUAGAAAUUGAUGGUAUGAACUGCAAAAAAGAUAAUUAUGAAUACCAUGAGAUUACACAUCAGCACUUGUUAAGCCAAGUGCAAACCAGCAAACUUUUAUUUCCAACCUCAGGGGUGGACAAAUCUUACACUUAUUAACUAGCAGACCAGACAGCAGACAAGUAAGUCCUAGUGACCUGCCCAGUCUUAUGUUUUCAGAAAUGUUUAUCCAGGAAUCUAUCUGGCUAGGCUAAAAAAAUGUUAGCUAAAACAUAUGGCAAGCUAGUUAGUUAGCUAAGUGUAGUAAUACAGAAUAAGGGCAGAAACAUAUCCUGUUAAUCUGCAUGAAGGCAUACGCUUUGCAAUGCAAGCUCAAGCUGCGUUAUGAGCGUUGCAGCAAGGGGGCGCUAUAGUCAGUUAAUAGUAGAGGCUAGUUUCUACCUGUCAGCUGUCAUGGCAGACCGGCAGUUUGAGUCUGUCAGUUUGAGAGCUUUUUAGUUCAUAUAAACCUAAAUAUGAUAUGAAAAAAAAAAUUUUAAUUCUGAUUGAACAGCAAAUUAAAAAUGCCUGACAAGAAAUUGCGAGUUCUGACAAAGAAGCCAUCAAGAGAAAAUGGAAACAACUUCGGGACAGAUUUGUCCGCGCCAUGAAAAUGGUGGAAGGAUGUCCAUAUGUGUAUUACUGAGCCCAUGAUACUCAGCUCAGCUUUCAUGAUAAACAUGUAUAUGGUACGUCAUCGGCUCUGUACUCCAACUGAAUUUAAAAUGCCUGACAGGAAAUUGCAAGAAAUUGUCAAGAGAAUAUGGAAACAACUUCGGGACUUCUUGUAAAAGAUGAAAGGAUGUCCAUACUGCCUCGCACCUCCGGGGUUGGGGGUUCAAGUCCCGCCUCUACCCUGUGUGCAGAGCUUGCAUGUUCUCCCCAUGCUUCGGAGGUUUCCUCUGGGUACUCUGGUUUCCUCUCUAGUCCAAAGACAUGCAUUGUAGGCUGAUUGGCAUUUCCAAAUUGUCUGUAGUGUGUGUGUGCGAUUGUGCCCUGUGAUGGCUUGUCACCCUGUCCAGGGUGUCCCCCGCCUUGUGCCCCGAGUCCCCUGGGGUAGGCUCCAGGCUCCCCGCGAUCCUGUGUAGGAUAAGCGGAAGAUGAAUGGAUAGAUGGAAUGGAUGUCCAUAGCUGAAAUCUGGCUGUCUGGCUAUUCUGGUAAUGUCUGUACUUUCAUGAUCCAGUAAAAGUUACUAGAGGCAUUUUAAAUACUCUCUCUGUCACCCUCUUGAGUACUGAGCUUUAUAACCACCACAGUACCGUAAGAACAGACGAUGAGUAUAUAAACAGGAAUAUAAACAGUUAGUAAAGAUUUGGAUGGGUGUUGUCAUUUACGUUCAUGUAGUGUUUGUUUUGGCCCUAAAAGGGAAACGAAUGAGUGUAUGAUGAUAAUCCUCUUCUAACAAUGUUUUCAAUGGUGUGUUUUUUGCCAUCGACAAAAACUCAGCAAGUUGUCGGACAAGGUUUCAGGUAUGCGAUGUCCUUGCUGUGCAGGUAAAAAUAUUUAUGGAAUCUGGCUAGUGUUUUUGUUUCUUCUCAAUAUGCUUAACCGGGUUUUGUCAGCACGAGUUAUACAAAGGCUUUGCACUGCACUUUAUUUUGUUUGGUUAUAACAGUGUUUCUGAUUCUGAAAAAAAAGUUGUUAUUUGUGUAUGCUAAUUAAUGCGCCUAGUAAAAAACCGGUCUACCUUCAGCUAGAUGGUGUGAGGGCUGAUGUGUGUAGUGCAGCAGGUUGGUGGGAUUCAGAAUAAGUAGCUUGCGCUAUAGUUCAAAGCGCAUCAAGUUUAAACACACACACACAAAAUGAAAACUUUUGUUUUGCCAAAGUCAAUAAGGAAUGUUUUUUUUUUCUUUUGCUCCUUGUUUAACCUACUUGUCUGAUGAGGAACUACAAAUGAAAAAUGAAUAAUCUGGAUAUGAAAUCUGCUUGUCCUGGAUGUCCGGGUUACAGAUUUGUCCACCCCUGUAACCUCGUCUUAUGCCUGUAGUGGUUUAAUCUUAAAAAAAAAAACAGCCAAAACUCAAAAGUGAGUUUUGAAAACCUCAGUGUCUCUGUGUAUGUUCAGUCGCAGUGUUUGCCAUGUGGAAUAUAUACAACAAUCAAAUUAGCUGAGUAAAUCCAGACAGCAUGCAGAUUCAGAUUCCUAACACGUCUAUUGAUGUAGCUCCUGUGUCUACAUACUGUAUGAACACCUCGUUGUACGUGAGUGUGAAUGUGUGUGAGUUGUUUGUAGGUGUGAUUGUGUUUCGGUUCUGCAUUUGUGUGCCAUUAGGUCUCUCAGGUUGCUCUAAACAGGAAAUGACCUCAUAGGCGGACGAAAGACAAUACAACUGCAAAGCACAAUAUCCACAUCUUUGUGGUGUGUGUAUGUGUGUGUGGGUGUAGGCAUGUCACUGCAUGUCUCAUAGUUGUUAAUAUAUUAAAAAUGUGGUCCCUUGGAAUAAAGCUAACAAAAUAUAUUGGAUAGACCCAGAGGCCUUGUAAAAUAAUGCAGACUACAUCAAUAAAUUUACCUCUAAACUAA